Molecule: messenger RNA, 6126 nt
Organism: Cololabis saira (Pacific saury)
Lineage: Eukaryota; Metazoa; Chordata; Actinopteri; Beloniformes; Belonidae
Gene: lamc3
Product: laminin, gamma 3
Exons: 28
Coding region: 163-5079 (1638 amino acids)
Source: RefSeq, a predicted model, not a curated record
AGCAGAGGGAGUAGACAAAGAAGCUUUUGGACUGGACUAAUUUUCUGCUGCUGGAUUUGAUCUUUUUUUCAUACAACCUUUGGGUCCUUAUGAGUUUGCAUCUUCAAGCUUCAUUGAAUGAAGGUGAAAGUUUGAGCGUGAAGAGUAAAUGGUAUUAUAACGAUGGAUACAUCAUUUAGUGUGAACUUUGCAGUGGCCCUUGUACUUUUUCAUCAUCUGCACUUCCACCUUCCUGUGUGGGCUGCAAUGGACUCCUGCUACAAUGAGGAGGGAGAUCCCAGUCGUUGCAUGCCCAAGUUUGAGAAUGUUGCCUUCAAUCGAACUGUGGUGGCAUCAAAUGUGUGUGGUUCCCCACCUGAGGACUACUGCAUGCAGACUGGGUCAACUCGCUCAUGCCACUACUGUGACGCCUUGAAUUCAGACCUGAGCCACAAUCCCAGCCUUCUCACAGACUUCCACAGGAACGAGGAACCCACGUGGUGGCAGAGUCAGUCCAUGUACUUUGGCAUCCAGUACCCCAGUUCUGUCAACCUCACCCUUCACCUUGGAAAAGCCUUCGAGAUAACCUAUGUUCGACUGAAGUUCUACACCAGUCGGCCGGAGAGUUUUGCCAUUUACAAGAGGACAAAAGAGGAUGGGCCUUGGUUACCUUACCAAUAUUACAGCGCUUCUUGCAAAAAGACCUAUGGGAAGGAUGCUAAAGGUUAUAUCCGCCCUGGGGAUGAUGAAAGGACUGCCUUAUGUACAGACGAGUUCAGCGAUAUCUCUCCACUCACUGGAGGAAAUGUGGCUUUCUCCACCCUGGAAGGCCGGCCCAGUGCUUACAACUUUGACCAAAGCCUGGUGUUGCAGGAAUGGGUGACAGCCACCGACCUGCUCAUCUCUUUGAAUAGGCUCAAUACCUUUGGGGACGAGUUUUUCAAAGAUGCCAAAGUGUUGCGCUCAUAUUUUUAUGCCAUCUCUGAUUUCUCCGUGGGUGGCAGAUGUAAGUGUAAUGGUCAUGCCAGCAAGUGCGUUGAAGGGGAACAGGGUGGCCUGGUUUGCUCCUGCCAACAUCACACAGUUGGAGCCGACUGCAAGAGAUGUCACCCCUUUUACCAGGACAGACCCUGGGCCAGGGCCACUGGGGACGCCGCCAACGAGUGUUUGAAGUGUAACUGCAGCGGGAGAUCAGAGGAGUGUGCGUUUGACAUGGAGCAGUACAGGAGCACUGGCAGUGGGGGGCGUUGUAUGAGCUGCAGAGACAACACUGAUGGGCCCCACUGUGAGCGCUGCAGAGAUAACCACUACAGGAGAGCUCCAGAAGAGCCUUGCCUGCCCUGCAACUGCAAUAUCAACGGCUCACUGAGUCUACAAUGUGAUGUGGAAGGAAGGUGUGUGUGUCGACCUGGCGUACAGGGGGAGAAAUGUGACACGUGUAAGGCUGGCUUCCAUUCGCUUGGUCCUGAUGGCUGCAGACUAUGUGACUGUAACCACAGUGGAAGUGUGGACAAUUGCUCUCCUCUGGAUGGACAUUGUUACUGUAAGCCCAAUGUGGAAGGACAGCGCUGUGACAGAUGCAAGCCAGGAUCUUUCAAUUUGCAACAAGUAAAUCCAGCAGGAUGCCAGCUGUGUUUCUGCUUUGGUCAUUCAUUGGCCUGCUCAUCAUCCAGUCACUACAUUCCUGUCAACAUAACGUCUGACUUCAUUGAAGAUCAGGAUGGUUGGUUGGGAGAGUUUUCUGGAGCCGAGGGGUACCCCCUGCUGUGGAAGGAAGGUGAAGUCUACCUGCUGCCUCUUACUGAGGAAGAUAUUGGCUUCUACACAGCCCCUGGUAAAUUCCUGGGUCACCAAAUCUACAGCUACGGCCAGCCUCUCUCCAUCAUCUUCACCUCAGAGACCCCCGAGCUCCUCCCCGACCACGUCACCCUACUCCUCCAAGGCUCUGGAUUCAACCUGUCAGCCGACCUGUCACCCCAACCAGCACCCCGACACGAUCCCAACCUCACCCCGCAGCACACUUUCAUUGCCAGACUCCAUGAACACGAGAGGAGAUUCACACCUUUUCUGUCCGCCUUUGAGUUCCAGCAUCUCCUUUACAACCUGACAGCUCUAAAAAUCAGCAAUGCGGGGGGACACAACUACACAUCACAGCUUGCGGGGGUAACUCUAACCUCAGCUACCAUCUCCUCCACCCCAGCUAAUCCUCCUGCUCCGUGGGUGGAAUUUUGUGCCUGUCCCCAAGGCUUUGCAGGUCAGUUUUGUGAGCAGUGUGCUCCAGGAUACACCCGGGAGCAGCUUGGCGGAGGGCCUCUCUCAGCAUGUGUGCCAUGCAACUGCCACCAGCAUGGAACAUGUCAUCCAGAGACAGGUGUGUGUGAGUGCUCCGACUUCACCACUGGACUGACCUGUGAGCACUGCCUGCAAGGUUACUAUGGAAACGCUCUGAUUGGCACGCCUGGUGAUUGUCAGCCCUGCCCUUGCCCGGACCGCAGCAGCUGUGCCCAGAUUGCGGAGACAGGACAGGUGGUCUGCACCAACUGCCCUGCAGGACAGACAGGGAUGCGCUGUCAGAUGUGUGAGGAUGGUUACUAUGGUGAUCCCCUGGGACAGUCCGGGACGGCUCGACCAUGUGUGAGAUGCGACUGCAAUGGCAACGUGGAUUUCAACGCUGUGGGAAUAUGCGACCACAUCACUGGGCGAUGCCUGAAGUGCCUGGGGCAUACAGAGGGUGACCACUGCCAAACCUGCCAGCGGGGUUUCUAUGGCAACGCCCUGAACCGAACACUGAGCCAGAAGUGCAAGCCUUGCAGCUGUAAUCCUGCUGGGACCUCUGGGCACGUAAAUGAAUGCCACCCUCAGACAGGAAAUUGCCGUUGUCUCAGUCAUGUGACCGGCCGGGAUUGCAGUUACUGUGAAGUUGGAUUCUUCAACCUCCAACCAGGCAUUGGAUGUGAGAGGUGCAAAUGUAAUCCAAUUGGUUCAUCUUCAUUGGCGUGCCAUCCAGUCACAGGGGAGUGUGUGUGUCGUGCAGGAGUGGAGGGAGGGCUGUGUGACUCUUGCCGUGCGGGCUUCUAUGGGUUCUCCUCUCGAGGUUGCAGAGCCUGUAACUGUGACCCGAUGGGCUCCGUGUCCAUGCAGUGCCACAGCAACGGUACCUGCCGGUGUCGUCUGGGCUUUGUGGGUUACAAGUGUGACAAAUGUGAGCUGAAUUAUUUCCACAACAGAGCCACUCACCAGUGUGAGGAAUGCCCAGUUUGCUAUGGUCUUGUCAAGAAACAGGCAGAAAAGAUUCAGACUCAUCUACAAGAUUUGGAGAAGCUUCUGUCUCACUUUGAUUGCCGUGGUAGAUUUGGGAAGCAGCAGCACCUGCUAAAGUAUCACAUGGCCAGGCUUCAUGGGCAUGAGCAGCACCAGCGGGAGGAUACUCUUCCUAAUGCUCUGGAGGAUUUUCUAGCCUUCCAAGAGGCACGGGAGGCCUUCGUGAAACAAUUUUCCUUGCUGCAAGCUUCGACAGGAACACUUUUAGCGCAACUGCAUGGCAUUACAUUUACUUUGAACUGCAGCAUCAGCAUGACACGGGAAGAGGGGAAGGACGGGAGGAAAGAUGAAAAAAGAGGAGAUGCCUGUCAAACCUACACAGCCGCUUUUCUCAUGAUCAGAGAAUCUGAGAAAAAGUUGAAACAGGCAACACUGGACCUGGACAACAUGAUCAUUCCUUUUGAAGCAACGUCAGCACCAAACAAAUGGAACAUUAUGGUCAAUGACUCACAGGUGCUACUGAAAAGUCACAGUGAAAUGGCGGACCUCAUUGAGGCCGUGGCCAGCAGGGCGGCACGGGCCUCAAACCAGACUUACAGCCUCCUGAUGGAUCUACUGCAAGACAACUCCACAGAGGAGUACAUCAGGAACCUAACAGAGCAAAUAACACACAUGCAGCAGCAGAAGAAGAACCUGACAGCACAGCUUAAUCAUACUGCAUCUGAACAGCUGGCCCUGGAGGAAGAAGACGUUGGUUUCAAAAUUUCCCUGGGUAACAUCACAUCAUCCUUACAUCAGCUGGCUCUGACGGAUGCCGGAACACCAUCAGAUGCCGACCGAACGCAGUUCAACCAAACACAUCCAACCAACUACACAACAGAGUGGGGUGGAAACCUGCUAAAACGCGCGGACGAGAUCAACCAGCAAAUUGAGACCAAAGACAACGUCAUCGGUGAGGUCAGAGAGGAGAUGGAGCAUGUAAUACACAUGGUCAGUAAGAACUUGGAGAAAGUGGAUGACGUCAGAAAGCUGCAAGCUCAACCUCACGAGGCAAAGGUUGUGGCUUUGUCAUCCGUGGUGAUGGGGAAAGGGGUGGAAUCAGAAGCCAUCGCCCUGCACAGACAACUGGAAAGAAUGGUGGACGAGUGGCCCCGCCAGCAGGCCCAGACCAAGGGUGCGAUCAAGAAAGUGAGACCCCUGGAGGAAAAGGUCCUAGCUGACGUCAGGAAGAGAGUUUCGCAGAUUAAGACGAUGCUACAACCAGCUGUUGAAAACUCCAGCCUCUCCACCAACACCACAAAAGAGGCAGCGCAAAAGGCGCAUGAUGUAGCAAAGGAAUCAAAAGGCAUUCUUGUCCAGGCCAAACAUGCCAGGACUGCAUCUGCUCACCUCAGCAGACACAUCGACACUGCGUUACAGAAGCUGUCUGAUCAAGAGACGUUAAUAGAGGAUGCUAAGUCCCGGAUCAACUCAGAGCCCGGGGUGUCCCUGACAAGCAUAAAGACGGACGUGGAGGCAGCCAAGCUCCAGCUGGAGGCCUACUCUGAAGCACUAACUGAACUAAUGAACAAGAUUGAUGGGAGCGUGCCACUGCACCGAUUUGAUCAGAUCUUAAACGAGACAGCACGCCGUCUGAGCAUGCUGCGCGGGAGUGUGGAGAGCCCAACGCUGCGCUCAAAGAUCCAGAAGCUGCAUUCGGCUGCUAAAGAGCAGCAAAGCCAUCUGUCGCUGAUGGACCAGGAUAUACAGGAGAUCAGAGAGGAGAAAGAUAGUCUUCAGGACAUUGCCUUGAACCUGCCUCAGUCCUGCCCCAAGGCCACAGGAGCAGGUAAAGCCUAAAAACUGGAGAUCAUCAGGAUUACAACGUUGAUGAAACAGCGGCACAUCAGAAAAGGCCUGGGAGGAUUUUUUUUUUUUUAAAUAAACGCAGCAACAGUCUGGUUUGUUUUUCCAGCUUUAGAAAGCAGUGAUAUCUUUUUAUACAAUUCCUCUGUAUAACUUUCGCCUCGAGCUACGUUUCCGUUUACCACCACUGUAAAAUAACACAUACAUUUUGGCCAAAAGCCUCGGAGCUCUCUUCUGACUCCCAUGGUUUACAGCCGCUCUUCCUCCUCUGACUCACGCCUUUUCCGUACUCUGUGUUUUUUUGUUUUCACACCAAUUUUACCAACAGCAUUCGAAGUUCAAUUUAACCGCGUGUAAUAACCAGCCGCUCUGAACUGCUGGAGGUUUAGAAUAAUGCUGAUUUUCCUUUGUGCACUCCCUCUGACUGACACAUUCAUUUACUAUUCAGCUCUUUUUCAUCAAGUAGCUUAAUUAACAAUUAGUCCUCUUGGCCUCAGUGGGUUUCAAGUCAGGCUUUAACAGCAAGCGACCUGCUUUUUUUUAUGAUUCUUACAGAACCUGCCUCUCAGUUUUUGUGGUUUCUUAAUUUUUCACUCUUGAGACACUAACAAAAUAAUAAACAUACAUUGUCAUGUCAUAUUUUGCCACACUUUAGGACCCAAACAUGAAAAGAAAUUCAGUCCAAAUAUUUGAUACUCCACAAGUCUCUGUAAAUAUUUUACCAAUAAGACUGAUGAAGGUGAUGGUCACCAGAAGAGUCACAUUGGUACUGUAUUUAUUGAUCUGAUCUGAAUCAUAUCAAUCAAGAAUCAUACAAAAGUCCCUGGCAAACACCUGGAGCUGUACUUUAAACAAAUCUAAAUAUGUUAUGAGUAUGUUACGUCUUCAUUUAUUAAACAUUACACCAUGAACUAUACCUGAAAUCAUUACCUAGCUCAACAUUUAAAGCCGGCAGUGAACACUAAGUACACAGCAGGAAAGUGUAAAACUGUAAAUGGUGGUGCAACGUGUCAAGGAAUGAAAUAAACUCUGUCUCUGGAA